Molecule: messenger RNA, 438 nt
Organism: Ailuropoda melanoleuca (giant panda)
Lineage: Eukaryota; Metazoa; Chordata; Mammalia; Carnivora; Ursidae
Product: prostaglandin E synthase 3
Exons: 1
Biological process (GO): telomere maintenance via telomerase; prostaglandin biosynthetic process; chaperone-mediated protein complex assembly
Cellular component (GO): nucleus; cytosol
Molecular function (GO): protein-folding chaperone binding; Hsp90 protein binding; prostaglandin-E synthase activity
Source: RefSeq, a predicted model, not a curated record
UUUAUUGAAUUUUGUGUUGAAGACAGUAAAGAUGUUAAUGUAAGAUUUGAGAAAGCCAAACUUACAUUCACUUGUCUUGGAGGAAAUGAUAACUUCAAGCAUUUAAAUGAAAUUGAUCUUUAUACUUCUAUUGAUCCAAAUGAAUCCAAGCAUAAAAGAACAGACAGAUCUGUUUUAUGUUGUUUACGAAAAGGAGAAUCUGGCCAAUCAUGGCCACGGUUAACAAAAGAGAAAGCAAAGCUCAAUUGGCUCAGUGUGGACUUUAACAACUGGAAAGAUUGGGAAGAUGAUUCUGAUGAAGAUAUGUCCAAUUUUGAUCGCUUUUCUGAAAUGAUGAACAACAUGGGUGGUGAUGAAGAUGUAGAUUUGCCAGAAGUAGAUGGAGCAGAUGAUGAUUCACCAGAUAGUGAUGAUGAAAAAAUGCCAGACCUGGAAUAA